Molecule: messenger RNA, 1838 nt
Organism: Caenorhabditis sp. 36 PRJEB53466
Lineage: Eukaryota; Metazoa; Nematoda; Chromadorea; Rhabditida; Rhabditidae
Source: the annotation of a GenBank genome assembly
AUGGCCGCGGAUGUCUCAUCAUUCCCACCUCUGACGUCAUCCGUUGUCAUGGCAGACAAUCCGCUUCUGAUGAAUGAACGACAACCAACUGCGACGGAGAUUUUGAGCGAAGAAAGUUCAACUGCUAGAGAGAGGUUUUUAAUCUUUUAUAGGAAAAUAUACAAAAACGUACUUGGUGUUAAGGGAGACUUCGGAUAACGGGGAAUGGACGGUUGUCAAAAACAAACACCCCGUUUUUCUGAACGAAGUCGUCGUUGUGGUGCUUUCCGAUGAGAAUAAGAAGAAGAAAGAUGAGAAAACAAGCAGCAUUGUCGAGUGAGUUUUGAAGAAAUAAGUUAGAUCUGAAAGUUGGCCAUUGAAGAGUUGCCGAGUGUUGGAGUGACGUGGAAAUUGAUGAAGAGGAAGAGAGAAGAAAGGAGAAGAAGCGGCAGCAGCGACAGAAGCAAAGAGCGGCAAAAGUGGCCAGAAAGAAUGAGGAAAGAGAGAGGAACGCGGAGAUUGCUCAAAGUUCCGCCGAACAAGGUAUACAAUUAUUUUGUGGGAAACUACUAGAGAAAUCUAUUUUUACUAAUUCAGCCGUGAAUCAGGACGAAACCAGUAGUAGCUCGAGUGAAGUGAAGCCGGAGAAUCCAGAUCUUUUGCAACCUGGAUAUGUCGAAAGCACUUACUCGUCCACUCAAAAGGAAGAAGCCGGCAAUGAAAAGGAAGAAGAAGAGCCAGUUCUGAACUCGUCAGGAAAGAGGAAAUACUCUGACAACGACAUCAUCAAAGAAGAAGAGGAAGAAGAAGAAGACGACGACGAUCCGAGUGAGCCAAAGGAAAAGAUGUUCAUAGAUUCUCGAGAACACGCAAAGAUCAUGUUUCGAAUUCUGUGGUUCGACAACAAGAAGAAGCUGGAGAAGGUCAGUUCUCAAAUGGGAGUGACGGCCAGAAUAUGUGCUCUUUUUGCCAAAAACAACUUUGUUUGGAAUGCUUUAUUCACUCAUAGACCCCAAUUACUUGGGGAAGGAUGGCUCUGGAUCCGGAUCCCCAAACACAUUGUUGUUGGCUCUUCCUGUUGUGAUUUUCCAGGCGACCAGCGCUCCUUUUAAACCAGCAAAACUGGUCGAGAUCUUUGGGCGAAGUGGCCGAAAUGCAUAACCACUGUGAAAAACCAAAAUUUGAUGUGAAUUUAAGACGAUUUCGCGGAAAACGAAGGAGUGUUCAAGUGUUCAAAUUCAAGAGCUCAGAAAUACCAAAUUCAUAGAAACUUCAAAUACCGAAUGAUUUCAGCUCUACAUCGACGAAGAGACCAGAGAAAGUCUGCAAGGACUGAUUGACAUGGUCCGAGUGAUGAAGGACCGAGUGGAUAUGGCAGGCAGAAUGAUUGUUUACCGAGUUGGUCGCCCCAAAAUCUCUGAUCACAUCGAGGAGAACAUUGUGAAGGUGGCCCGAAACUUGAUCGACGUGACACGACGUACUGAAAUCUUAUCUUUCAACUGACUAGUACGUCAGAAAAUUGUUUCAGACAUGAUGAAUAGUGACAUGGCAAUGGCAAAGACCGUUUGCGAGUUCGUUGGGAAAACAACAAAGAGCCUGACUUACAUGAGUGAGUUUAUCGCUUUGAAAUUCACUGUCUAAUCUCAUUUUCUUUUCCAGACUACGUGUUCAGCAUUCUGACACUGCCAGAAGAUUUCUUCCCGAAACUGAAAGCAGACGAUCCUCGAAUCAUUGCCUACAAGCACAUUACCACGUUGACGCAACUGCACAUGAAACGUGUUGAGAAGAUCUACGAGCGAAUCGGCGACUUCUAUGAUUUCAAGAUCGAAAAGGUCAAGAAGGGUCAUCGUCGUCGUUAG